CUCGGUCCCCGCCGGGCGCCAUGCGGGUGCCGCUGUCCCUCCUGGCUGUGGCGGCGCUGCUGGCGCCCCGCCGGAGCGCGGCUUCCCAAGGGGAGCAACCGCCCGCAGUGCCUUCACCAACGGGGCUUGUAGUAACAUCUGAAAAUUUCAAAACAGUUUUGCAAUGGCAGUACCCAUCUAUUUCUGAAACUCCUCAUUUUAUUGUGGAAAUCAAGCCUUACAAUUUAGGUGAAUAUAAGGAGGUCUCAACCUGUGUGAACACUUCAGCUCAUUUUUGUGAUGUCUCAGAGGAAAUAUGUGACCCUUAUUCAUCUCAUUGGCUUAAAGUUAAAGCUGUUGUUGGGUCACAACAGUCUGAAUAUGUUGAGGCAAAUGAGUUUAUUUUGCAAAGGCAUGGAAAAAUAGGACCACCAAAACUGAAUAUCUCAAGACAUGGUGAUGAAAUCAUGGUUGAUAUUCACCAUCCUGUAUUCCCUCUUUCUUGUAUUGAAGACAUUUAUUCAUCUCUUGCCUACUCGGUGACUGUUCGGAAUAGUAAAAAUAAGACUGAAGAGCUUGAAGACGACAACUGUACAAUGCAUAAGUGUAGCCUCAAAAUCCCAAUCCUUCCUCAAAGUUCCACUUACUGUGUUUCAGCAAUAGCAAUUUUUGAUUCUCUGAUGUUUGGCACUCCAUCAGAGGAAAUUUGCACUCCUGUUGCUCUCAGGCAGACAUUGAGUUCACAUGAUAUCGUCAUUCUGUGUGUUGUUAUUGGGAUCUUGACAGUAAUACCAACAGUAUAUUGUGGCUGCAAGAAACUAAGGAAAAACAACAUACAGCUGCCUAAGUCUUUGGUCAGUGUGAUGAGAAACCUGAACACAGGCCCUCUAAUGGGACCAAGAUCAGAGGGGAAAUAUAUGUCUGUAAUAUCAGGCCACUCAGAGUUGCCAGUGAAUGGUGAAGUAACCUUGCUGGAGAUAGAGCCAGAAGAACAAACUGUUAGUCCUGUGAGUUCCUGUGAUGGACAAUCUUCUGUCCCUUCCCCAGAGGCACCAGCCAAAGCAGAAGAGGUGACUGUGCAGGAAAGCACAGGGGAGGUCUCUUUUGAUGCUGAUGAACAGAAUUGCGAAGGAAAAGAGAGUUACUUCAUUUCUAACAGUAGCCAAAUGGAUAUUUCCAGUAAGUCUUCAGGGUCAGAGAUUGCUACCACAGAAACACAGCAAACAGUCGUUCCAAGCAGCUGCUUCAAGUUUUCUGGCUAUGACAAGCCUCAUGUUCCAUUGGAUAUGCUGAUGAUAGAUGUUGGUGAAGAGCAGCCUGUGAAUGCUUACAGGCCAACUGAGUAGCCAGGAUGAAGUGCUGGAGUGCUUGACCAAAACUCAGAAAGAACAGCAUUACUAAAGCUUAUGGAAAGUCUGGGUUAAAUUGUGAACAUCUAUAAGUUGUACUUGUUCUGAUCGGUGCACAAUUGAAAAUAGUACCUGAAAAUGGCAUAAAAUUGUGGGGAAAUUUCAUAAUAACCACUUUUUUAAGCGCUUUUAUAUAUGAUAUAACUCAUUACUUCCUAUUUGGAAUAGUCCUGUGCUUUUUAACAAUACUCUAUAGAAAACAUACCAUCAACUAUAAAACAGCAGCUGUACCAGUAUUCACUUCUGCUUCAAAUCUUGUUCAAAAUUAGUUCAAUGAACAUAAUGCUUAAGAAAUACGUCACUUGAUAAUGAUAGACAUGUGCAAGAAAUAUUUGGGAGUUUUUACUAUUACUGGAGGUAUCCUCUUGCUUAUCUUCUUCUUUUGAAGAGUAUUUUUAUAUUAAGUGCUCUUAUUUCUUUUAAAUAAGAUUAUGUCUAUAAGCUC
Agelaius phoeniceus (red-winged blackbird) is the source of this 1833-nucleotide messenger RNA. RefSeq names its product interferon gamma receptor 1 (gene IFNGR1). Lineage: Eukaryota; Metazoa; Chordata; Aves; Passeriformes; Icteridae. Gene Ontology annotation, molecular function: cytokine receptor activity; cytokine binding. The record is from RefSeq and is a predicted model, not a curated record. Gene Ontology annotation, biological process: cytokine-mediated signaling pathway. Gene Ontology annotation, cellular component: plasma membrane.